Anopheles funestus (African malaria mosquito) is the source of this 8717-nucleotide messenger RNA. It is a transcript of the gene ena, whose product is annotated as protein enabled. The record is from RefSeq and is a predicted model, not a curated record. The coding region runs from base 1006 to 3048 and encodes 680 amino acids. The transcript is spliced from 11 exons. Lineage: Eukaryota; Metazoa; Arthropoda; Insecta; Diptera; Culicidae. Gene Ontology annotation, molecular function: SH3 domain binding.
CUAUCGUUUCCAAUAUAUGCGAACUGUCUGCCUUGCGAUUUUUUGGUGGAAGUGAUUCGUUGCAAGCAGGCGGCAAAUAAUUGUGUCGAAAAGUUAUCCAGCAGAGUGUCGCCUGCUUCGAUCGGGCCGUGGGGUGUGUUUGAGUUGUGUGUGGCGUGCGCAGACGGUUGGCUGGAAGAAAGAAGUUUUCCUUGAAACUGUUCCAGCAGAAAAAAAAGCGUUACUACAGUGUACCGGUCCAAUAGUGCGUUAAUGUUGCGCGUGUCAGUGUGUGUGUGUGUGCAUAAACGAAAUCUUCGAUGCAAUUAAAAUCGCAACAGGCAAAACAUCAUUCAUGCACAUCUGUCUCCAGCGUACAGUGUGUGUGUACAAAAAAAGGGCAAUAAAAGGAAUAGAAUAACAGUGUAGUGUGCAGUGUAAGGAUACAAAAAGUGACAAAAAAGUGGGUGCAGUUUAUGUGUGUAUGAGUGAAAAGUCAGACACAUCGUGCAAAAGGGAAGGAAGUGAAUUAUCCUAACGCAGGGUGAACCAAAAAAAGGGUGGAGGAACUUUCCUCCACAACAUCUUCCAAAAAAAAAAACAAAACAGGAAGCGAAUAUUGGUGGUAUUUUCUCGUGAAAAUCUGUGUCCAUAAAAAAGGGCUGUGGUUGCUCUUGUGUGGUGAAGGAUCGUUUCGUACACCGCACCAACACACGAAGCAGCAAACCGGGUGGUUAAAGGAACAGCGCAGCAGAAGCACACAAUUGCGCCGGCAAUACUUUUGGGCCGGAUGCAUCACACCCACACACAGAAAGUUUGCACCACCACACGUUCAAACUGAAGGAAAAUAUCUUCAAGCAGGAAGGCAAACACACAGUGCAGCGCGCGCCCACGAGAAAGAGAAACUCUUCACCGCCGUCAGCUGUUGUAUGAAUUCGUCGUUCUUCCGUUUUACCAACCGAAGCGUUUGAAAGAAGUGAAUUUUUGUGUAGAAAAAAAAACUAGCACAAAACGGAUAUUUUCAAGAUGAGCGAACAAAGUAUUAUUGGUGCUCGGGCCUCGGUCAUGGUGUACGACGAUGUGCAGCGGAAGUGGAUACCGUCCGGCAGCUCGUCCGGAUUGAGCAAGGUGCAAAUAUUCCACCAUCAGCAAAACAACACGUUCCGCGUGGUUGGCCGGAAACUGCAGGAUCAUGAGGUCGUCAUUAACUGCUCGAUCAUCAAGGGCCUGAAGUAUAACCAGGCCACCGCCACGUUUCAUCAGUGGCGUGAUUCGAAGUUUGUGUACGGUUUGAACUUUUCCAGCCCGAUGGAUGCGGAAGCAUUUGCCCGUGCCAUGAUGCACGCCCUCGAUGUUUUGAGUGGACGGGUUAUACCCUCAGCGACGCUGCAAACGACCAAUCCGAACCCGGGCCAGACGGCGUACGAGGAGGACAUGGGCUAUCGUACAAUGACCCGUGAAGAUGCGGCCAUCAUGCAGCAACAGCAGCAGAUGACUAGUCAACCGCCGGGUGUGGGACCGCCACAGCAACCGCCCAACACGAUACCGGGCCCGGGCGGUGGCAUACUGUCCCCCCAGACACCCACAUCUCAAACGCUGCCAUCGCAAGCCACACAGCAGCAGCAGCAGCAGCAACAGACGCAUCAUCGUACAAACAGUGCACCACCGGUCCCGCCAGCGUUACCGUCGACACAGCAGCAGCAGCAGGCAUCGCAGCAGGCGGCACAGCAGCAGCAACAGCAGAAACCGAUCUAUGCAUCACAGCAGAGUAACAGCAGUACCAACAGUAUUACCUAUGGAAGCAAUUCGCAACAGUAUCCGCAGCCAAUCUACGUAGCAUCGAAUCAAAACCAUCAAAUGCUGAAUCAGUCGGUGUUGCCACCGCAACCGCCGCAACAACCACCGCCCCCACAGCAGCCGAUACCGUCGAACCUUUCGAACGGUUCGAUUUACGCGACGGCCACGUGCUCCCCGAGCGCGACUAACACCAAUCCGUCGAAUCCGAUCUACGCCGGUCAGCAGCAGCUAGUGUCGCAACAGCAGCAGCAGCAGCAACAACAGCAGCAGUCGCAGCCACAGCCACCGCCACCACCGAUGAUGAUGCCACCGAACGGUUACGGGCCUCCGAAUGGUGUCGGUGGUCCGUACGGUGCCGGACAACCACAGUACGGUAUACCACCGGUUCCUCAGAUGCCAAUGCAGCCGCUGCAACCACAACCUUCAUCGCAGAUGCAACAGACGAACGCUCCUCCACCACCGCCAAUGAUGCCGCCAAUGUUCCCCAUGUCUGCACCAUCGAAUAUACCCCAGCCUCCAGCACCGCCUAUGCCACCAAAUCUGAGUAAUGCGGGUGCUCCACCACCACCACCACCACCGCCCGGUAUGCUUUCUUCCAAGCCGGGUGAAAUUAAUUCCUUGGCCCUCCAGCUGGCCAGUGCCAAACUGAAACGCAGCCAACCACAGAAGGGUUCCUUAUCGUUAGUGGUUAAUGCUGGCGGUUCGUCCAACACGUCGAUAGCGUCCACCACUAGCGUCAACAAUGCUGUAACGUCCACCGUGACGGAAAACAGUGGCAGCAGUACAUCGAGCGGAGGUAGUGGUAAUUAUGGAACCAUAGGACGAUCGUCAUCCGGUAUGGCAUCGAUGAUGGAUGAAAUGGCAAAAACUCUUGCUAGGCGUCGGGCGCAGGCCGAAAAGAAGGAGCCGGACUCCAACGACGAUGGUGGUGCUGCAGGAUCCGGUGGACGCCAGCGGGCCUGGGAAAAAUCAAGCACCCUACCACACAAACUGGGCAGCAACAAUGCUAGUGGUGGAGGAGGCAACAAUUCCGGCCCGGGUGGUGCAAGUCUGAGCGGUUCGGAAUCACCGAAACCGUCGCGAAAACGUUUUGGCAGUGCCAGCGAAGAAACGAUACUGAAGCAGAUCAAUGGUGGUGACAGUUUCUCCCUUCCAACCGCGGUCGAGUUCGACAAUCUGAAGGAGGAAAUAUUGCGUGAAAUGCGCAACGAGCUUGCGAAAGCGAAGCAAGAAAUUAUAGAAGCUAUCAAAUCCGAAUUCAACCGCAGGUAAACGCAACUCCGCUUUGUUGCCUCCGUUUUUUUAAAGGCACUAGAAACCGAACGGGAAGAAACACACGUGCACACCAUUUCUAUUACCGCAAAUUACUACCACUACAAACUAUCAUUAACUACUGUAAUAACAAGCAGAUAAAAACAAUGGGACGCGACCACACACAUACGGCAGUCAAAGAUGAGAAGCAUCGAAAUGGUAACAUUAGAACCAGACAAAACAUGGCAACGAUUAGACUACAACGGGGUGAACAUUCGGUCGCGAAUGGACACUGGUUCGCUGCUGGUGUGCAGAUUUUACUUCACUUGAUCGAAUCCCUUCAUUUGUACAUUAAAUGAAUUUGUUUUCGAUUGCUAUUUUAAUUUUACGUUCAUCAAUGACGUAUUUCUUUUUGCUUAAUGAUUUAUCGUCAUUUUUUGUUUUUUUUUGGUAGAAAGUAAUUAAUGUUGAUAUCAAAUCAAAUAUAUUUUCGAAAUACAUUUUUUAUGUAUAACAUUUACCACGAACGUUUCGAUUUGCUAAACGGUUGAAGCUGUUUUGCUGCAUACUUUUUAAUUUGUGCUUUUUUAUUUAUGGCCAUAGAGAGGGAGAGUGCGAGAGAAAAGAAGAAAGAAGGAUAGUUUGUCGUAAAGCAACUACAGAUGGACGCAAACUGUUGAAGACAGGUUAACGAUGUUGACUGUUGGAGCCUGUAUGAAAGUAAAACGACGGCGGGACACAGCAAAUCAAUUAUUGUCAUGUAUAUCGCUCGUUAAGGCGUAGCCAAGAAGCAAAGAAUUGAUGCUAACCGUUAGUAAAUUCUGUGUAGCCCCAACAUUUUGCACACGUGGUUCGUAUUCUGUUUUUUUUUUAAACCCGGUUGUUUUUACUGUGUUUAUUUUAAUUGCUGUAUCAUUGCGGCACAAUGCAUCUGCAAGCAGUUUGUGAAACACAAGUUCUUCACCCACCAAAAGAAAUAAUUUGUGGACUUUAUCGAAGAGAGAGAGAAAAAAAUAAUACAAAUACACCAUUCACUUGCGCGAAGGAAACUGAACUACAAGACUCCAAACGUUUAUACAUAUAUCGUAAAAAAAGUGCAGUUGAGGUAGUCGAAAGCAGAACUAAUGAAUUAGCAUAAUAUACAACAUAUACUCGGACACGGCCGAGCGUUCGAAUGGCAUACGUAUCGAUGAAAAGAUGUGAAAAACAUGUUCCCAUGUGGAAUUUGAUAUCAAUUUUUUGUGCGCCAUUGUUGUUGUGGUUAACCGUUUUUGGUCCGUGUGAUGUACCACCCGUUGAUAUGUUUCUCUGCCCCUUCCCUAUCUUCAGCCGUAUCGCGUUAUAGUAAUAGUAUCAUCAUCUCGUACAAGCUCUUGCAAUGUUAAAAAAAAGCUAACCGAAAGGGAGGUGAAACGCGUUUUGGUUAGCCUUAAAGUGAAGUCAUUGCUAUUAAGACCAUUGACAGGGUAUUUGCAACAAAAAAAAAGAUAAAACAGUGCGGAAACGAAGCAGUUCUUUGAAUCGAAUGUCUAUCCAUGUGUCUCUAUGUGUCAGCCAUAUUAUCUGUCUCAUUAUUAUUACUCUUUGGAGAACAAUGAAACAAAAAAAAAAGAAAAUUCAAAAUCACUAAACUUUCAAACAUAACUACAUCAUCGGGAACACAUGAAUUAAAACUAAACCUUAAAUACUUAAGUGCGCGACGAAAGCGAAAGAUUUAGAAUUAAAAAAAAGGAAAUGGGGGGAAAAAAAUCUAAAACCAAAACGAAAGCUUUUUUCCGUUGUUUUCCCCCACUUUUUGGUCAAAAUGCGCAAAAUAGUAAAAUGAGAGUAGCGAGUGACUAACACUCAAAUAAAACGGCGCAGAACACGCAUCCGUAUGCAAAAAUGCACACCGAAGCAAACUAAGCUGAUUAAAUCAAAAUGUAGUAUAAAUUUAGUGAACACUUUCUGGAAUCGGAUCGAAUUCGCACGGGAUGCGGUACGGUUUGAUUAAGUCUCUAGCGUUGGAAUGUAAAAGAACACACACACACACACACACUUAAUUUUAAGGUUGCGCGCACAAACGCGAUUGAGCAUUAGACGAGAGCGGUUAUUGUAAGAGUUGGAGGAGGUUUACCGAUAUGUGCAAGCGCUAAAACCGAUACGGACGGACUACACAAUCGAAUUUUUGUACAUAAAGCGAAAGACUAAACGGAAUGCGAAUGUAAACGCUGUGUGAUGAAUCGGAUAAUCGGACCGAAGAACAGAAAGUGGGACGAACGGGGUACGAAUUGGAUGUGUGAACGCGUAACACUUUCAUUAUAGUCAUGUCGAUGGUAGUAGUUAUAAGCAUAGUGAGGGAAUGAACGGGCGACACAGUUGAUAAAUUAGCAACAAAUGCGCAUACAUGUUAAUACGAAACUGAACCGCAAAACGCUUUCUUUCCGGUGUUACCGGCGUGUACCAUCGGUUGUUCUGUAGCGUAGAUGGAAUGAAUCCACGGUGGUGUAGUUGCAUUAAAUUAAAUCUUCCCUCGGAACUGAACUGACAUAAAUGUGUUGAGGGUCUAUUCCUGUCCGUAAUCGAUCGCGUACACAAGCGGCGGGAAGCAAUUGUAGAGCGAAACAAGUACGACAAAGCUUGCAAAGAAGAAGCAAUGUGUGUGGUGUACGUAUUCUUAAGUUGAUCUUCUUACAGCACGAACACUGCGUGGUGCCGUUUCCGAAACAAACGCGUAGAUAUGCUCUCUUUUAAAUAAUGUACGACUGCAAACCGGGUGUGUACACGGCGUACACACUGAUAAGGAUAACGCUUUUAAAAAGAAAUGCAAGCGAUAAUGGUAGGAUGGAAGGAAAAUGUUAAAUCACCAUGAGUCAAAACCGAACACUAUACAAUACCGAUAUCUAUCUAAAUAUGCAAAAGAAAAUGGCGAAAAAAGGAAAAAAAGCAUGGAAAUUGGAAUGUUAAAUGGCUACGCUACUAUCACCGCGCAACGGGUUUUGAAUCACGCCAUGUUACGAAUUAUCGCAAGCUAAAAGCAUACAAUAGACCACAGAAACGAAGAGCGUAAAUGAAGGCGGCGUUUGGCUAAAGAACAAAAAAAAGAAAGCCCAAAACAAAAUAACAAAAAUCAAUAACAAGCAAAUAAGAAACACAUACGCACACACAAACAUAACAAGCAAAAGAUUUCCGUUCAAAGAACACAGACAAAUAUUAACAAACAAAAAAAAAGGUAAAAUAAAUUGCACGACCGGAAGACAAAUCACACACAACAAAACACAGCGGUUUGCUAUAUGUUAAGGCUUUGUACAGACGUAAGGUUUACUUUCAUGUUUUCAGUUAACUUUCGUUACUGUUUUAGUAAAAUUAUUUAUUCUGCAUCGAUGGUUCAUAAUGUUAGCUCCUUUUUUUCUCGUUUUAUUGUUUUUCCCAUUCAAGUUUAGCUCUUUUGUAUUAAAAUUAACAUUGCUUUGCAAAAAUAGGUAGAUUUAAAAUGUCUUUCUACAGUUUGCUUAAAAGUCUGUACAAAGUCUUAACUAAAUGCUGACCGCGUACACCACACAUAACAAAACUUAUAGUAAAGGAAAUAAUGUUGAACUGUUAAUGCGAAAUAUCAGCGACUGGUAAUUUAAAAUGUAAGGACAUAUGAUGAAUCAAGACAGGAGACUAAGAAACAGCUAGGCAAUGAAUAGAGCAACCGGGAACACGAGCAAGAAGGUGACGAACGCGUAAUGUGCGCAAAUCUAUCGAAAGCAACCAAACAAGCAAGAGGACGAGUUAAGAGGACGAUCGUUUAAACACGUGUAAAACAAAAAAGGAAAUGUUUCAGUUUCAGCGUUUCUUCUUAACGUACACAUUUCGACUUCCAUUAUAUGGUACAUUUCUUCUUCCCUGUUCUAUAUCGGAACCGCAUAAAGGCAUGGAAAUUGUCACACGUAAUAAGCAGUAUUAAAACAAUGGACACCAGUAAUGAACGAUACGGAUUUGUCUUGUGGAGCAAAGAGAUAGACAGAACGAAAGAUGGUCAGUUGUAUAAAGAGAAAAGUUUGGCAGAAUUUCGUGCAGAAAGAUAUGUUUUUAAACCUGUGCGCGCUUGCAAAUUCAAAUAUCGUUUGUCUCAUGGUAGCACGAGUGUUUAUUCGUUUUAAUGAUUCACCCUCGCGGCAAGUUAGAUUUGGUUCGGUUUAUUAAAGAACGGAACAGCGCACAGUUUGUAAAUGCUUUUUUUUUUAGUAACGCUUUUUCUCUGCAACCAUUUCGCUACUUUACACCGGUACCGUUUAGGGAUUUUAAAACCGGCAUUCAUGGCACGUGAUCGGAAACAGGGAGGUUUUGGGUGGAUGAGAUAUGAGAUUAAGGAUUAUGAGGAGGUAUAAGGCUAUUAGGGCACGAUCAAACAAAACUCCUCAUUUUGAACUGUGAUCGUUUUGUGUCACGAUGGCGGCGGCGAACGUCUUCUGGUGUAGGUGGAAAGGGUGUAGGAUAUUGUGCGUAUAAGAUGCUUUUUCUGCUUUCUACGUACUCUCAAAACCAAGGAAUCGAUUUUUAACCGUUUUUUCGAUCACUUCUUGUCAGAGGUACACAUACACACACACAUAUACAGACAGUAGUCGUCACACACAGCUAGAGUUUAUAGAGGGUGAGUUGUAGCGUUGGAUGGGCCAAGUGAGACAACAAUGAUAAUAUGGUGCAAAGGUAUAGCGGAAGGUCCUUUUCAGCAGGAAAGAAGCUCCAAUCUGAUCGGUAGGAAAUACAAAAAAGAAACACAAAUAGGCAGGAGGCACCACCACCACCACGCGCAUUAUACAUGCAUAUACGACGAAGCUAUUGGUGGGAUGCAUCUAUGCUACUACAUUAGAUGAUUUGUGAUUUUAUGUUAACUUUAAUUUUGUAGUAUUACUUUUAUUUACCUUUAAAAGAUAAGACGUGCAGAAUGCGAUUAUUGAUAUAUAUAUAUACAGACACACAUAAAUAUACAUUUAUCUUAUUAUUCGCCAAGAGAUGAUUAACGAAAGUGGUGCGUAACUGCGUAAGAAAAGAAAAAAAGGAAACAAAUAAACAAAAAAUGCUAAUAUUAGGAGAAAUUAAUUGAACGGAUUUGGUUGGCCGAUAGAGGAGAACACACAGACGCGGGGAGUUUAGUAGUUGGAAUGAAGGAACGGAAAAGAAUGUUGUCUAAGGGUCGUAACCAAUUCGAGUGAUUCAAAUGAAAGCAUAGCAACGUGCUGUACCCAAUAAGCGGUGGGUAGAUGGAUGGCCACACAUGGUCUCUCGGUACUGGACGUUCAUUGGUUUGUGGUGGGUGUAGCAGCGUGGUUAAUGAACGAUGGACGAUAGAGAUUAAUUAAACAAUACAACAAGAAACACAGUUAUUGCAGUAGAUCAAACAGAAAGGAAGCGAACAGGACAAAACAUUGAAACACUCACACAAAAUCAGCUAAAUUAGAAGAAACAAACAACAAUACGCAAUAUGUGUAUUAUCGCGAAAGUUUUGGCUAAAGGAAUAUAAAAGUCUUGAAAAGGAAAAUAUAACAUACAAGUCACACACAAAUACAAAAAGGACAUACACACACACACACGCACACUGACUACUGACACACAUACACAUUAUUAUAGAUAACCUACAAAUUUUAUAAAAUUAACAAACAAGAACAACAAAAAAACAUAUUGCGAUUAAUAAAAAAAGUGAAAAAGUGAAGUAAACGUAAUAA